Molecule: messenger RNA, 3302 nt
Organism: Glycine soja
Lineage: Eukaryota; Viridiplantae; Streptophyta; Magnoliopsida; Fabales; Fabaceae
Exons: 17
Coding region: 188-2878 (896 amino acids)
Biological process (GO): RNA polymerase III preinitiation complex assembly
Cellular component (GO): transcription factor TFIIIB complex
Molecular function (GO): TFIIIC-class transcription factor complex binding
Source: RefSeq, a predicted model, not a curated record
UUUCUAAUUACAGAAUUAUUACUCUUCUUUGUCUUGUCUUCUCUGUUGGGAGCAACGUUGCUAGCUUUGAUUUCAUACUCUUUCUGUCUGCUAAGUUUGUUAUAUAGAUAGGUCCAACUUUCUUGUUUGGUUCUAGAUUUGGGUUUGUUGCAAACAAGGGAAACUAUGCGUCCUAAUUAGUUGCCUCAUGGAUCCUUUUGAUGAUAUUCUACCAGUGGCUCCUACCGCACGUACUCGGCCGGGUGCCAAGUUUAUUCCAAAGGCCAAAUCGAAACAGCUUCCUCGAAAGGAAAUACCGGUGUCAGAACAUGCCACCUCAUCUAAGGAUGGAAUUUUGGGGAAUGAAUGUCAAAAUGCAGUUGCUUCAGCGGAAGAGUCUAAGGGGUUCAUUCAUCAUACACAGGUAGAAAUUCCAAAUUCGGGGGAUUCCACAAAUUCUAAACAAGCUAGUGUGAAAGGAGAUACUGCAGCCUUGGUGGAUGAUUCCACAAUCACAGCAUCUGAAGUUGAUGCUAAUCAGAAUUCUAUAAACUUUUUAAAACCAGCAUGUGAGGUUACUGAGGGAGAUCCAGUAGACUUUGAGGGGGUCAAUAAUGGCACAACACAACCAGUUCACCAUGCUAAUGCUGUAGAAAAUGAAUUGAAUAAUGUGGCUGCUCCAUCUCCAACUUGCUCAACCAUAGAUAGGAUGAAAGAACAACCUAAAAAUGGGGAAGAUUCAUUUCUUGAUAGCAACAAAUGUUUGGAACUUAUUGACAAUUCAAUCCUAGUUGGAAUGGAUUUGGGCUUCAAAAGUUCUUCAGAUGAUAAGAUUGCAAUAAUUCAGAGCAACUUUGAUUUAAAGUCAAACUUUUGUAAAAAACAAGAGGGAGUAUCUGCAGAAUUUGAAUUGGAUCCUUUCAGCAACAUCCUCCCUAAUCCUGUUGCUAGGAAUGUUCAUAAAUUUAAACCCAAGAUUAAGCCACGACCUAGAGCAGGCAAUGUGCCAGCAAUUGCUUCUGAUUCAUCUAAUGUUAGGAUGGAAAAAUCUGUUGAGUUGCCUACAUCUUGCACAAACAACUUUCAAUCUUUUCUGUCUUGUGGUGAUGGCAGUGGUGGAGUAAACCAAUCAACCAGUUUACCUUUGCCAACAUCAGAAAUUCUUAGGACAACUGAAUUACCCAAGAAGUUUGAUGAUAGUAGCUCAAGUAUUCCAUUUUCUGAAGACAAUAAGAGCUUGGCAGCUGCAAUUCCUUCCCAGCUGGAUUCCCCAAAUGUAAUGCUUUCAGAGGAUGCAGUUCAUAAUGGAACUACAGAUUGGUCUUCUAGUUUUCGUAAAUCACCCGGAGAGGCUGCGGACAUUUUUUCUGGGCUGGAAUCCCUUCAUGACUUUAUCACCCAAGCUGCCACUGGUACAGGUAAACCAGCCCUUCAUUCUUUCAAUGGGAAGAGUGGAGAAGAAAAUUUUGUCACACCUGCUUCUAGUUCUAUUAACUCUUUUGGGGAAUGUGAUAUUACCCAAGCUCAAAGGUGUCCUGAGUAUCAUACCCCCCAAGAUUCAUUAACCUUCAAUGAAGCCGCAGUCCUCAAUGAGGAUAAUACUCACUCUAGCAAUAGGAGGUCGGAAACAGAGGAAAUUGUGGACUUGAAUCCUGCCUGCGCGGGUGAUGAUGUGAUUGAUUAUCAAUUCAUGAAAUCUGGCAAAGAUCCAACUGGAAUUCCAGUGCAUGAAGAGUUGACAAAUGCUGCAGAUAGUCCCACAUUGGCUGAUUUUUUGCAUGCAGAUGUUACAAGGGAAAAAGAAGAUUCUAAUAAGAGAAAAAAUGAUGGUUCAACAUCAUGUUCUCUAAGGAAGAAGAGAAGAUUUAUUGCUGGUGAGGAGGAUAAAGGUGCUAAAACCUCAAGGCAGCUGAGAAAACAAGCAGCUCAUAAACCUGCAAACAGUUCAUUCAAUGAGGAUGUUGAAGAUAAUAAUGACCUUGACCCUCCUUAUAAUUCUAAUGGAGAUGAACUUCAAGAAAAUGAUGACGACUAUGAAGUCAAUUAUCCAUCCAGGAAGAAAAGAGUAUCAAAAAGUUCACAGAAGAAAUCUAUGGCUAAAAGUGGAAAAACAUCUCAAAAGCCUAAGAAGGCUUAUGAAGAUUUAGAAAAAACUGAGGAACCUCUCAAAAAGUUCUCUCAUUCAACCCGACGAAAAAAAAGAUGCGUGGACAAGGCUCUACUGGAAAUUCCUGAGGAUGAACUUGAUCGUUUAAGAAUACCUAUUAAAGAUAUUAUUUUACUUGAAGAACAUAGGGAGCGGCUGGCGAAAAAAGAGGCGAUGACUUCAAAUAUUUCUUCCACCAAUCAAAGUGGUGGAGAUUCUCUUCAUGAGGCUGGUGCUUAUAAUGAGGGGGCUUAUAAUGAGGGAGCUUAUGAUGAUGGAGCUUAUAAUGACGGGGAGUUCUUAGGUUCAGAAGAUGGUAGAGACCCAUAUGAUGAUCAGGCCAAUGAAGGGAUUGCGUCAACUUCUGUUUUACUGAAUUACCAGUCUUUCAGGGAAAAGACACCUAGGGGGAAAUGGUCAAAACAAGAAACUGAACUGUUUUAUGAGGCUGUUAGGGAGAUGGGCACAGAUUUUUCUAUGAUACAAGAGAUUUUCUUCCCUAAUAAAUCACGGCAUCAAAUUAAGUUGAAGUACAAGAAUGAAGAGCGGCAGCAGCCUUUACAGUUAACUGAUGCUGUAAAUAACCGUGCAAAAGAUCACCCUCAUUCUAAGUUGUUUAUUGAACGACUACAACUAGCUUCUGCCAAGGCAGAAGACCCCUGUAGAGAUGCCUCAGAUUUCGUGAUGGCGGAGGAGAUAAUUGAUGAUUUCACUGGCGGCUUAUUUAUCAGAGAAAUAUUCUUAAUUGCAUGAUGUUUGCCUGUGGGGAUGUGGAACAUAGAAGAGGUUGCGGAGGUUGCAACAACAAAGGAGGAUGCAGAUGUUAAAGAACAGGAAGAUUCUGUAGCAGUUCCUAGUCCAGAGCAAUCUGAUGACAGUGAGGAUGACUUUCAAAGAUGGUCUCAGUACAAAAGUGGCUAUCAGUGAUUAGUGAUAGAGAAUGAGAUAUAAAUUAUUUUUAUCUCAUUUAUUUUUCAUUAUAGUUAGUGUGAAAUUCUUUUAAUUGCUCAAUAGUGAAAUCAUUUUUCCAUCUUCCGAUCCCAUAGUCCAGGGCAUUUAUUAUUUUUUUUUUCAAUUUUGCAUACAGUAUUUUUCUGAAGAAUGUAUUGUGAAUUUGUAAUCUACAUGCGACUUCAUUAAUUCCGUAUAUAAAGAAAGAAAAAACCUCUUAAGUAAC